Messenger RNA from Olea europaea var. sylvestris, 783 nucleotides. RefSeq names its product elicitor-responsive protein 1-like. The transcript has 5 exons. NCBI's taxonomy places the organism in Eukaryota, Viridiplantae, Streptophyta, Magnoliopsida, Lamiales, Oleaceae. The coding region runs from base 104 to 541 and encodes 145 amino acids. The record is from RefSeq and is a predicted model, not a curated record.
UGUUCUAAAGAUUCUCUUAUAUUAAAUUCGUAUCCUUAAUUUCUACACACAGAGACUUUAAUAUCUUUAAAUAUUAUACAUUCUUAGGGAGAGAGAGAGAGGGAUGGCGAUUGGAAUAAUGGAGGUGAAGCUGGCGGGUGCUAAAGGUCUCAGACACUCUGAUUUCCUAGGUAGAAUAGAUCCAUAUGUUUUGCUUCAAUACAGAAAUCAAGAGUACAAAAGCAUAAUUGCAAAAAGGCAAGGUCGCAAUCCAAUAUGGAAUGAGAAGUUUAAGUAUAUAGUCGAUUAUCCAGUGGAUGAUGAUCAAUACAAUCUUGUGCUCAAGAUCAUGGAUCACGACACGUACACUGCAGAUGACUAUCUCGGCGAGGCAAAGAUCUAUGUGAAAGAACUUAUAGAAUUAGGAGUGGAGAAAGGAAAGGCUAAACUUCGUCCUCGGAAAUACAGAGUUGUAUAUACCAACCUAACUUAUUGCGGAGAGAUUCAAGUUGGAAUUACUUUUACUGCAAAGAAAGAAACUGUUGAAGAAGACAUUAUUUGAAAAUCUUUACGAAGAUAUUUGAACGACGAAGAAUUAACCACCAAAAGAAUCAGCCUUUGGUAGCAAGAAGAAUAAGGAGGAAGAAAAAUACAUACUGACUUGAUUUGGGAAUUUAAUGUUGUUGUACAAGCAUUCUUUUGCUCCCUCUCAGGAAUUUGAAAUGCUUUAGGUGUAACGCCCCAAAAUCUUUUUAAUUUUCAUUAUUUUAUUCUUUUAUAAAAAUAGGCUCGAUGUGUUACCAA